GUCACUUAUCUCAGAGAGCGCAAGGGGGCUGGGACAUGUCAAGCAAAGGCUAUUGGUGAGGGAGUUUCUGUGUGAGCUUUCUUAAAGAAGCACUUCCUUUUUACUCGUAAUUCUGCGUGGGAAUGUAUACCAAGCAGUUUCCUCUAAGAGACCAGAAGGUUUACAUAGUUCUUCUGCUUCUAUGAGAAGAGAAGAAAUGCUGCUACAACCUUUUCUUAUGGCUGUAAUUUUUUCAUUUACCUGUAUUGUGGAAAGUUAGUUUUCUGUUUUCUGAGAUGCAUAACUCAGAAAAGGAUGUUCUUGAAGAUGACUCAAAUAGAAGUGAUGUUGCUGCCCAUGAAAAGGUUCCUUCUGGAAUCUUGUCUCAGACUAUGAACUACGUGGGGCAACUUGCAGGACAAGUCCUGGUUACUGUGAAGGAGCUGUACAAAGGCAUUAAUCAGGCAACCCUUUCGGGAUGCAUUGAUGUCAUUGUGGUGCGGCAGCAGGAUGGGACAUACCAGUGUUCUCCUUUCCAUGUCCGCUUUGGGAAGCUUGGUGUACUGCGCUCUAAAGAAAAAGUGAUUGAUAUAGAAAUUAAUGGUGAUGCUGUUGAUCUGCAUAUGAAAUUGGGUGACAAUGGAGAAGCUUUCUUUGUGCAAGAAACCGAGGAGGAAAAUGAAAAAGUUCCUGCUUAUUUGGCAACAUCUCCAAUACCCACUGAAGAUCAGUUUUUUAAAGACACUGACAAUCAUUUGAAAUCAGGAGAAAAUGAGAGGACAUGUGCAAACUCAGAAAUUCCACUUUCUGGAGAAACAGAGAUUGUAUUCACCCCAGGUUCUGUGAAAAAGAAAAAAAGAAGAAGAAAGAAAUACAAACAAGAUAGCAGGAAAGAAGAUCAGAUCUCUUCUGCUGGGACUGAAGAUAUUUUUGAAAUGGAAAUAAGCUCAGAUGAUGAGAAAACGGUACAGCCCCUAAGAGGAUCCUCAAAUUCAUCACCAAAGGGUGAAGAACAAAAAGAAUCUUUGAUUUAUCAUUCGAAAGACCAUUACCCCUUAUCUGAUGGAGACUGGUCCCCUCUGGAAAACCCUUUCUCAGAGCAGGUCUGCCCUAAAAGUGAUUCAGAACUAGAAGUUAAGCCUGCUGAGAGCUUGCUCAGAUCUGAAUCUCACAUGGAAUGGACAUGGGGAGGAUUUCCAGAGUCAACCAAGAUAAGUAAGAAAGAAAAACUGGAACACUGCAGAACAGCUACCAUUACUCCAUCAGAGAAGACUCAUUUUAGGGUUAUCCUCAGCUCUGAUGAAGUUGAAGACGAUGAUGAUGUGAAAGAUUCUGUCUGUACAGUACUGAAACCUGAGCCAAGAACUCAUCCUCUCCUUAAGCAAAUGGAUGUUAAAGACUCUCUUGCUUCUGCAAUCGUAGAACCGCAAGUUCCAUUGCCAUUGGAUGGUGAUCAUCAGUCCAGAAUAUUGAUGGAUCCUUUACCAGAAACAAAACCAACAGCAAAAACUGACUCUCCUUCAAAAAAGAGAGGGGUGCACAAGCGAAGUCAUCAUCAAGGCCCUGAUGAUAUUUACUUGGAUGACCUAAAGGCAUUGGAACCUGAAGUUGCAGCACUCUACUUUCCCAAAAGUGAUUCUGAUCCUGGCUUCAGGCAGUGGACAGAGUCAGAUACCCUUUCUGGUUCCCAGUCACCCCAGUCAGUGGGAAGUGCUGCUGCUGAUAGUGGUACGGAGUGCAUGUCUGAUUCUGCUAUGGACUUGCCUGAUGUUACACUUUCACUUUGUGGAGGUCUCAAUGAAAAUGGAGAGAUUUCUAAAGAAAAAUUCAUGGAACAUAUUAUUACUUAUCAUGAAUUUGCUGAAAACCCUGGACUCAUAGACAAUCCUAAUUUGGUAAUACGGAUUUAUAACAGGUAUUAUAACUGGGCGUUGGCUGCUCCGAUGAUUCUGAGUUUGCAGGUGUUUCAGAAGAGUUUGCCUAAGGCUACUGUUGAGUCUUGGGUCAAAGAAAAGAUGCCAAAGAAGUCUGGAAGGUGGUGGUUCUGGCGCAAGAAAGAAGGCAUGACUAAGCAGAUACCAGAGGCAAAAGAGGGGAAAACUGAGACGCAAAGAGCAAAUGAACUGCCAGCAACUAUAAAAGAGCAAGUUAAUAGUAGGCCUCCAGAGGAUGAUUCUUCUAGUGAUGAAGCAUCCCAGGAGUUGAAGGAAUCCCUGAAAAUGGAUUCUGCCCCAGCAGAGCAUCCACCCCAUGGGAACGUUACAUCUUAUAAGAAGUCACUUAGACUGUCUUCAGACCAGAUAGCAAAGUUGAAGCUCAGAGAUGGCCCUAACGAUGUUGUAUUUAGCAUUACAACACAGUAUCAAGGGACUUGCCGUUGUGCAGGAACAAUAUACCUCUGGAACUGGAAUGAUAAAAUCAUAAUAUCAGACAUUGAUGGAACAAUAACCAAGUCUGAUGCUUUGGGACAUAUCCUCCCUCAGUUUGGCAAGGACUGGACUCAUCAGGGCAUUGCAAAACUCUAUCAUUCCAUAAAUGAAAAUGGCUACAAGUUCCUGUACUGUUCUGCCCGUGCCAUUGGGAUGGCAGAUAUCACCAGAGGAUACCUGCAUUGGGUGAAUGACAAAGGAACAAUUCUCCCCAGGGGCCCUCUCAUGUUGUCCCCCAGCAGUUUGUUUUCUGCCUUUCAUAGGGAAGUCAUAGAAAAGAAGCCUGAAAAGUUCAAAAUCGAGUGUUUGAAUGAUAUCAAGAAUUUAUUUGCUCCCAGUAAACAGCCUUUCUAUGCUGCUUUUGGAAACAGGCCAAAUGAUGUAUAUGCCUACAUGCAAGUGGGAGUUCCAGACUGCAGAAUAUUUACUGUGAAUCCAAAGGGUGAACUGAUCCAAGAACAGACUAAGGGAAACAAAUCUUCGUAUUACAGACUAAGUGAGCUUGUGGAAUACGUGUUCCCAUUGAUUAAUAAAGAACAGAGUUCUGCAUUUCCGUGCCCAGAAUUCAGCUCUUUUUGCUACUGGAGAGAGCCUCUCCCUGACCUUAAUAUGGAUGACCUGGCCUGAAGAGUACUUCUCACCAGAGGUGGAGUUUCAUAUUGAGCUACUCAACUUCAGUUUAAAUGUGAAAGACUUUCUUAAUGAGGAUGCUAAUUUAUAUAUUGGUACCGUAAGUCUUACUAAAGAAAUCACUUUAAUUUCAUUGGUUUAAAACAAAGAAAAUGCAAAGCUACUGUCUAUUUUUUGUGGGAGGGUGUGUAGAUUUUUGUGUUUGUUUGUUUAUUGCUUGUUAUUAUAUACCUGUUCUAAGGCACUUGAGAUUGGCCUGUCAUUGAUGGUCAUGGUACCCAAGUGCUUCAGGGCAGCCAAAUGCUGAGGUAAAAUACAACUUGGCAUUUUCAUUAAUACAGACCUUAUUGUAAACAUAGAUUAUCCUUUUAAAGUUGUCUUAAGUAUAUUUUCUAAAAUGAAGCCAAAAAGCAUAUGGAAACUGCCAAAUGGAAUGUCAGACCUAUUAAUGAAAAAUGUGGUUUAAUGUUCAGAUGGGCAUUUAGGCCAUUUUUGAAAGGAGACAGAGCCUAAGACCACUGUGUUCUUCCUCAGCUAGAAUACAGAAAAUGUACAGACCUUACUAGCCUGGCAGAUUCUGAAGACAUAAAAUUCCUCUUUAAAUGUAAAUAUGCCUUUUGUUACAUGUACAAGACUGGGCUUGUACAAAUCACGCUCAAGCUAACUCUGCUUAAUACUUUUUUUUUUACACACAAUGUUUAAACUAUAUCGUGAGCUUGUUAAAAUGAAAGUUGUCUUCAGACACUUGUAUGGCUUUUGUUGUUUUCAGGCUAUGCUGUGUCAUGUUAAAUUUUCAUCAAGAAAAAUCUUGGAACAUUUCUGUAAGAGUUGGGGAACUGGCAUUUUUAUUUCCUUUUUCAGCAAAGAGAUAAUGCAUAUGUGUGUGUAUGCUGUGUAGGCCAGUAAAAUGUAUGUAUAGAUUAUAUUCAGGGAAUUGCAAUACUAAAAAAAAAUUAUGUAUUUAAUUUUUUAAUUGUCUACUGCAGGUCUUUUUCCAGAGUUCUGUAUUGCAGGUUUUCAGUAGCUGGAAGAAAAUGCAACUCAGUAGUGAGGUUCCAGCUGUGAGAAUGGUUAAAUGCUGCAGCGUAGAAACAUCAUGCUGGUCAUUCCUCAGGUUCCAGUCAGAGCCUAUGAACAAAUUACAUUCCACUUCUGGUGUUUAUCAGCUAUAAAAGCAGCUAAUUGUUCUUUCUCCAAAAGUACUUGAAGGCAAAAGUGGCUGCUUUUUAAGUUGAAUUAGUGCAUUUCUUUUGGACAAAACUAUGGUGAGAAUAUAUCAUUCCACCAGCCCAAAGGGCUUAAGGACUACAGUAAUUUAAACAUCAUUUAAACACCAGAUCACUCGGUUUUACUACCUGCAAAAGCAUACAUUUAGAGAAUUUUACACCCCUCCAGGAGUAUUUUUUCUCCAUUGUCAGGCUGUCUUAACCCUCAGUUCUGAUGUAACAUCAGCUAACUCUGGACAAUUGGUGAGCUGCUUGGGGGGAAGCAUUUUUAAAUCACUGUAUAUUUCCCCCCCAUUAUAAAAUUCUAGUGUAUUCCUAUAUUUAUAAAACACUGGAUAAAGAGUGGAGGCAAGCAAAAUCAACCUGGAAUCUCUUUCAGAGCAGGAGAAAGAGAGUGGGAUAAAAAAAACUUACCUGUCACGAUGUGUCGUGCAUGUCAGUAAAUUGAAAGCCAUCCUCAUUUUUGUACUGUGAGCACAAUAACUUCUGUGGUUCUUGGUCACCAAUCUACUCAGUCUUUAAGUAAAGAGUUGAAUUCUUUCACAGGGUUCAACUCAAAGGAUAUUUUACUGGUUUUUUUCUUGUAUUUUUUUCAAUGUCAGAAGCUUGCAAACAUCAUUCCAUGUAUGUUUUCCCCUUUUUUUUACCUUUUAUCGCAUAGAUCUCAUUAGAAACUAAAAUUUUCAUGAUCACCAAGUGCUUUGAAUAUCAAUGUGAUUUGAGCUUUUAAGUCACUUAAAUACUUUAAAAUGAAUAAGUAAGAAUCCAACAUAAUAAAAUAUUUUAAUUACAAGAUUAAAUAUUCUAUCUAAAGAUUCUAUUUUGCAUAAGGGGAGUGAAGCAGCCUUUCCUAAAACAGUCUUUUUGUGGAUGUCAGAAUUUCCUUUGCCAUGCUUAAGGUUACUCUUGGUAGCCCUGGUAUUACACAGCUUUUCUAAAAAUAAAAGCACUUCAUGAAACCAUGAUGAGUUCCCAAAUGGGACACAUUGUUACCAUGGUUUGGCUGUGUCUUUUUUGGUUAAUAUUAUUUUUUCACUUUUUUUUUUUUCUUCAAUUCCCUUCAACUUUUCAGACUGUCAUAAAUAUAAGCUGUGGAUUUCAAGGGGGGGGGGGACUUGAGUAAAUGAGAAGUGUGGAAAAAUAGUAUCAGGUGUAUCUCCAAAUACAUAUACUUUCAGCUGGUAUGAAAAUGGGGGUUGUGUGAGUUUUGUUGAGAGCUUCUCAUUCUGCUAGCUUGUCACUUUGCAUUGUAGGAGUGUCCAAAAGGUUGCUUAAUUAAAAAAACAGAUUUGUUUUUCUCUGUAACAGCUACAGUUUGAUAUUUGUUUUUUGAUAAAAUGUAAAUGUUGUUGAGUCUUUCUGAUACGAGUAGGGCAGGGGGUUUGGUUUUUCUAACUCCGGCUUGUGUUUGAAGCUUUUCAGAUUGUUUGUUAACCCCAUUUAGGGACAGAAUAUGGGGCCUGUCGUUGUGUACCUGUGUUCUUGGGGCUGCUGGGCACUUUACUGCCUCUAGAGCAGACAUCUCGUUGCUAUCAAGCUGUGGGCUUGUGCCGCAAUAUUAAUGUGGAGGGGGGUAAAUAAGAAUUAUGCAUUAGCCUGUCCUUAGUGGAGAGAAGUGGCCUGGAACUAAUGUUUGAGAACAAGUUGUGCUAUGCUGAUGUAAAAUUAGCGCAAGCUACAUCAUUCUUUCUGUGAAAGAGGAACUUCUAAGUGUGCCUGGCUGUGGGCACACGCACACCCCUGUUAAGACUGUGUUGUUGAAGAUGCAGAUCCUCUUAGCGUUGGAACCCCUCAAAGGCUGAGUCAAUGACACCUGUCUGGGAGUAAAUAAGGAACAUUGCAAUUCAAAACUUGUUAGUGACUUGGACAUUACCUGUUUCUAUAAUGAUUUAAAGAUCAGCAGUUUAAAGGGUAUGUGUUUCUGGAUUUAAUUGGUUUUUAUUUAUUUACUGUACCGAGCAUGUUUGUACAAAAGAUUGGGCUUUCAUUCCCAACAGUAUACAAGUGCAUGUGCAAUCCUGGCUCAUGUCUUCUUAACUUUCUGUCAUCAGUAUAUGCCUUCCAAAAUCCUUUCUUUUCUUUUCAACUGGAAAAGUUUUAACACUUUUGUCAACUCCAUUAUGGGACUUCUGAAGCAAAUUCUGAAUCCGUUUAUGGUAAACGCGAAAGAGAUGAGAUUUCUUGUUAAUAUUUCAUGCAAGUCUUUUAGGAAAAGCUGUCAUAUGAAUGAGUUGUUUAAAUGACUGUAAUGCAAAUUCCUUGUGAAACAUCACAGAUAAGAUGGAGAAUUUGAGAUGCCUUUAAAGUGUCACUUUUGCCUGAAGAAAUUUUAAUUUCCAGAGUUAAAAUCUGCUAAAUAGAAAGGAAUUGUUUGGGACUUUUUUACGGUGUUAAUUACUUCCAGAUGAAAGUUAAAAUGUUGGUUUAUUUUGAGGGUGGGAAAACUCUCUUCAGUCAUUUGUUUCAUUUUUAUCUUGAAGAUGUGGAAUACUUGAUUGUUAAGCAACCCAAUCACUAAUAAGAUAGUGUGUUUAAAAUGUCAAAUCUGUGAUCAUACCAAUACAGUGGUUUUUGUUAAGACUGGACUGUCUUGGGUACAACAACCCACACUUCAGUGCAAUGUUUAUUGGUGUUUGGAACAAUGUUAUCACAAUAAAAACAGACUUAAAAUGAAA
Vidua chalybeata is the source of this 6939-nucleotide messenger RNA. It is a transcript of the gene LPIN2, whose product is annotated as lipin 2. Lineage: Eukaryota; Metazoa; Chordata; Aves; Passeriformes; Viduidae. Gene Ontology annotation, biological process: triglyceride biosynthetic process; positive regulation of transcription by RNA polymerase II; fatty acid catabolic process. The transcript has 20 exons. Gene Ontology annotation, molecular function: phosphatidate phosphatase activity; transcription coactivator activity. Gene Ontology annotation, cellular component: endoplasmic reticulum membrane; cytosol; nucleus. The coding region runs from base 276 to 3035 and encodes 919 amino acids. The record is from RefSeq and is a predicted model, not a curated record.